Messenger RNA from Asparagus officinalis (garden asparagus), 1813 nucleotides. RefSeq lists its product as uncharacterized. Lineage: Eukaryota; Viridiplantae; Streptophyta; Magnoliopsida; Asparagales; Asparagaceae. The record is from RefSeq and is a predicted model, not a curated record. The transcript has 4 exons. Bases 49 to 1332 code for a protein of 427 amino acids.
AUACUUUGUAAACUGGAGAGGAUUUUUCCACCGGCUUUUUUCGAUGUGAUGGUCCAUUUGGCUGUUCACUUGCCACGUGAAGCCAUGCUUGCUGGCCCUGUGCAAUAUCGGUGGAUGUAUCCGAUCGAAAGGUUUCUUGGAACACUAAAGGGGUACGUUACCAAUCGAGCUAGGCCAGAAGGUUCAAUUGCAGAGGCUUACAUUGCUAAAGAGUGUCUUACUUUUUGUUCAUUGUAUCUUAAAGGAGUUGUUCGAGAAGAACGAAAUGUUGAUUGUGGUAUACUUGGUCCUGGAUUGUCGGUUUUCACACAAAGUGCUCGUCCCUUCGGACCAAUCACAAGAGCUCCAAAUGUGUCUCAGAAAGAUCUGGAUAUGGCUCAGUGGUUUGUGUUGUAUAAUAGCCCUGAAUUGGAGCCGUUUCUAGAGUAUGUAUUAAGUUUUUUAAGUUUGAAUCAGUUGUAUAGUUUUACUAACCAAUUGAUUGACACCUCUGGAUGUAGGGAACACAAGGCUACGAUCCAAAAUUCUAGAGGACAUGACAUUACUCAGAUACAACGAAAAGAAUUUUCAAAAUGGUUCAAACAACAUAUAAAUCAUUUGCGAACUAUCGGGUCACCAAGGGCAACUGAUGAAUUGUGGUCAUUAGCAAAUGGUCCAGAUAUAUUAGUUCAUCUCUAUGAAGGAUGCAUUUGUAAUGGCGUUCGGUUCCACACUAAAGAUCGCGACAACCGUCGUAAGAGUCAAAAUAGUGGUUUGGUUGUGGAAGGGGAUCACGAUGGAAAAACAAUUGACUUUUACGGUUACUUAUGCAAAGUCUGGGAGCUGAAAUAUUUGCAUGGGGUUAAGGUUGUUCUGUUCCAAUGUGAGUGGUUCAACACUGGCGGUAAAAAUAGAAUACAUAAAGAUACACAUAUCACAAGUAUUGAUGUUAGGGGUCGUUGGUAUCAAAACGAUCCAUUUGUGCUACCAGAGCAUGUGAAGCAAGUAUUUUACAUUGAUGAUACCAAAUUGGGUGCUCAUUGGAAAGUCGUAGAACGGGUCCAACACAGGAGUGUGUGGGAUGUACCGGAACAAGUCCAUGAUGAUAUGCUUAAUGAUGCAUUUCAACAAGUUGAAACCACUGUCGCUGUUCCAAUUCUCGUCGAGCCUACUACAAAUUAUCCUUAUUAUAGGGAUGAUAUUGGUCCCAAUAUCAUUCCCAGUGCUGACCUAAAUACGGAGUAUGAAGUUGACAAUGAUCAGACAAUGGAAGAGUAUGGCGAUGAUGAAGAAGAUAAUCUGCAUAAUCAGGCUGACUUAGAUAUAGACCCUGAUAUUGAUUAUGAUGUGUAGUAUAUGUUUUUGUUUCGUAAAUGAACAAAUAUCAAGAAAUAAUAUUGUUUGAAAGCAACAUAAUUACAUUCUAUCAUUUUGUAUAAAAGUUUAAUGUUACAACCUGGCAUAAUUUAUAUGUUCUAACAUGUAAUUUUUUUCAUAGUUAUCAAAUAUGCACAGUGGUAAAAAAUUAUGGGUCAAACCGGGGUCCACACGGAAAAUGGCAGAAAUAUAUGAGGCAAGAAGGAGGAAAACAAUAGAUGAGAAUAUAGAAAGAAUGAGAGCUUUGGGAAUACCACCACUUUCACAAACAAUUUCCAGGACGUUGCCAAUGCAUGAGAGGAAAAGUAAAGGCAGUAAAAAAAAGGUUUGUGAGGAUGAUGAUGAGUACCAACCGCCUAUGGAUGAUAAUUUGCUUAGCUCAUCGAGUGAAGAUGACAAUGAUGAUUUAGAAGAGGUAACACGUAUGGCUCCAGGACGCAGGUCCAAAAAUGUUACA